AUGGGCAAGAUUUCCUUUGCAAAAUUUAGUAAACUACACUACAGGAAUAAAAGCUUCGACGUUGCCUCGCUGGCUGCGCUUGGGAGCUACAACGAGGGCUUGACGGUGGCCCCGGUGGGCUCCUUCACGAGUGCCGCGCGCCCGCAGGGCCCGCAGCAGCAGCAGGGUCACAGCCAUGUCUCUGUUCGCUGUGGAAAGAAGCAUAAGCUAGAACAAGAGGCAGAAGGUUGUCCUGUGAGGAAGAAGAGACUGACAGGAGCCAAAAAUUGCCCUUUGAAUCCCAACACUGAAGAAUGGAUUCUCUGUGCAGGUCAGCAGGCAGCUGGGGAGGUAGCAAGUCAGUAUGGUGGCAGCGGUCCUGAAACUGCCAUGUUAGAAAUUCCCUGUGAAGAAAUGGAUCAGACAAUGGGGGAACAACAAUGCGAGGUUGCUCGCAGGAAGCUUCAGGAAAUUGAGGACAGGAUAAUUGAUGAAGAUGAGGAAGUUCAUCCUGAUGGAAAUGUUAGCAAUCUGCCCACUCUUAUCCUGUCAGAUACCCUUAAAAAAGGGAUGAAGAGGGAUUUUGGUGAAGUCCUGACAAAGAAAAUAAUAGAGUCUAUGAGCCGUCCUUCUAUGGAGCUGGUGCUUUGGAAACCUCUUCCUGAAUUUCUCACAGAUAAACUGAAGUCCAUCGCUGUUAAGAACUUCAAGCAGCAGAGUACAGAAGGGUGUCAAGCUAAGCAGUCAACACCAAGAGCUGCUUUUGACCCACAGACUGAAACAUUCCCUGAAUCACAACAGACUGCUAUGUCUCCAGAUCCGUAUGCUAGUUUGGGAAUCUCUGGGUGUGUAGAAGAAGAAAUGGAGUUGUAGAUGCCAGAUUUUAGACUGGAAGUGGUGAGCUUCUGGUGGUUUUUGUUGCUGUUUUUCAGUUCCUUCUUCCUUGCUGGUUUGAUGUGUGAAUCUGAAAUUUUUUAUUUUUGUUUUUCCUACUAACAGUCAUAACAAUGUGGAUUUGCCAGACACAACUUAAGGAAACUU
Messenger RNA from Opisthocomus hoazin, 1020 nucleotides. The record is from RefSeq and is a predicted model, not a curated record. Lineage: Eukaryota; Metazoa; Chordata; Aves; Opisthocomiformes; Opisthocomidae.